Messenger RNA from Erpetoichthys calabaricus (reedfish), 4384 nucleotides. RefSeq lists its product as uncharacterized. Bases 100 to 3891 code for a protein of 1263 amino acids. The transcript is spliced from 22 exons. Gene Ontology annotation, cellular component: precatalytic spliceosome. The record is from RefSeq and is a predicted model, not a curated record. Gene Ontology annotation, molecular function: double-stranded RNA binding; single-stranded RNA binding; zinc ion binding. NCBI's taxonomy places the organism in Eukaryota, Metazoa, Chordata, Cladistia, Polypteriformes, Polypteridae.
GUCACAUUACUGCUCCUGCCGCCGGAAGUAGAACUCAGUCCUACGCUCGCCCCCCGGUACUGAAAAUUGUUAAAGGUGGACCAAGUAUAUUGUGAAAAGAUGAAUUUUCAUUUUACAUCUGAUGAUGUUAGUGAAAAUUCGAUUUUUCUUUUUACUGAAAACCAGGAGUCAAACUUAGUGACAUCGACUGAACCCAAGAUGGGUAGAAAGAAAAAAAAGAAAAACCCAGUUGCAAGUAAACCCACUGAUUUGUGGGUUUGCAAGGACUGCAAUUUGGCCUGCCAUACUAAAUUUAAUUUAAUGGCACAUUUACAGGGAAGCAGGCAUAAAAAGCGACUGAAAAGAAUAAGUCCUCUGAACAGGCAGGUUCAGAAUCCACUAUGUGAAUUUGGAAAAGGAUCACAAUGUAAUAAACUAGCUACUGAAGUAAUAGAAGAAACAGAUAAUCAAGUUCAGAAUCCACUAAGUGAAUCUUUGACAGAUCUAGAGAGUUCCAAACCAGUCAUUGGUGUAAUAAAAAAAUCAGACAAGCAAGUUCAGAAUCCACUCUAUGAAUUUGUAAAAAAUUCACAACGUAGUGAACCGGUUAUUGGUCUAAAUCACAUCGUACAGUUUCUUUGUACUUCAGAAAAUGUGAGUCCCCUGUAUUUCUGCAAAUUGUGUGGUGCUUUGUUACGUAUUGAUAUAAUUUUUCAUGUCACUGGCUUGACUCAUCGGAAUAAUUAUUUGCAAAAUCUAUAUCCAGAAAUAGUAUCAUGUGAAGAAAAUGAAGUGAAGCCUAUGAAAGUGAAUACAUUUCUCAAACAGAAGGCUAUGAUGGUUGAGCAAAUGGAGGGACAUGGUAAAAUACAGGAUUUAACCAUUACAUCAUCUGACUAUAUGAAAUUGAAUACAGAAAAUUCUGUUAGUCUGGCUGAACAUCUGCUACAAAAUGCAAGAACCGAAGGCUCCAGUAAAGUGAGUGACAGCCCUACACCAUCUGACCUUACAAGUUGUACAGGAAAUAAAACAGAAAUGCUGGUGCAGCAAAAGAGUAAAGCUGCAGGGACACUAACAAAUGUAAAAAGCCAGACUGAAAAUAAAGAUUUGAUAAAGAGCAAAGGUAAUCAGAGCAACAUCGAAGAAGAUAAAAACUCUGCAUUCCCUGAUCUUACAAAUUUUACAGAUCCUGGAGAAGAGAAGCCACAAGCAGAUUCAACUUCAGGACCAUCCUUUGAUGUACCUAGCCUGCCUAAUGAUUUUGACAAGGACCAGCCUUUGUUAAAUAUGUUGCUGACUGAGGUCUUCAAAUUGAAAACUCAACGUAAAGCAGAAGAAGACUGUUCUACAGGUGCAGAUGCUGCCAUAGCAUCUUGUGAAACCCCAGAAGAAAAAGGACCCCCAACUACAACUACUAAUGAAUUGUGCACGGUGAAUCUUGACUGGUAUCAGAAAUUUUUGAAAACAAAUUACUGGGAGUUUCGUCGAUAUUGUAUGUCUGAAUAUUCCAGAGAAAGUACAUCAUGGUCAGAUUCUUCCAGCGUAUCAUCAAGAACAUACAGAAGCUCCUCAAGUGAGAGCAGGCGUUCUGGCCGAUAUCGCAGGCGUUCUGGCCAAUAUCGCAGGGAUUCUGACAGUUAUAGUAGGGAUUCUGAUCAUGACAGCAGGGACUCUGGCCGUUAUCGCAGCAGCAGGGACUCUGGCCGUUAUCGCAGCAGCAGGGACUCUGACCGAUAUCGCAGCAGCAGAGACUCUGACCGAUAUCGCAGCAGCAGGGACUCUGACCGAUAUCGCAGCAGCAGGGACUCUGACCGAUAUCGCAGCAGCAGGGACUCUGGACGAAAUCGCAGCAGCAGGGACUCUGGCCGGGAUAGCAGGGUUUCAGACCACUAUACUAGAAAUUUUGACCGCCAUGGUCAAAGAGAGACAGACCACGGUCAACAUACUGCUGACAUUAGUCAAAUGGAUUCUGAUCAUGGUCACAGAAAUUUCAAAAGUGCUCAGAUUGAUUUUGGCCAUGGUCACCAAAAUACAGACAAUGGUAGAAUGGACACUGAUCAUAAUCGCUGGCAUGUGGACAGUGGUCGAACAGAUGCAGAUUGUCACAGGAAUUCUGGUGGUGGUCAAACAGAUUCCAACCAUGGCUUUGGAACUGCUAAAGGUCACAGGAAUGAUGACCACCGUCAAAAGAAGAAUCUUCAUACAAAAGCAUGGCAUUCUGAAAGAAGUGGUGCUUCAAAAUUUCAAAUUGAGAAUAGAAAUAGGUCCAAUAUUCCUAAACAAUUAUCUGUACCUUAUACUGUCCCUGACUACUAUUCAUUGAUUACAGGCUCUCAAAGUGCAGAAUGUGGAGAUGGUGAUAGGAGUCCAGUGAGAUAUCCACAUCUUCCUACUCAAAUACAGCAAGACAGCUCCCUGACCAGUGAAUACUUAAAGGAUUACAAAACGGAAAACCAUUCAUUAAAGAACGAGGCCCCUUUAGGGUGGAGAAAUAUUUUUUAUAGUAAGAAAAAUAAUAAAGAAGAAAAAUAUCCAAAACGUACAACAUCAAAAAAUAAACCUUCAGCACGAGUACCUCCAGAGUUAUCAAAUUAUAGGCUUUCCUCAGAUCUUCAGCUUUCAAAAGAUAAUGAAAAAUAUGUAGACACUAGAAGUAGUAUACCUUUAAAAAAUAUCAAAAAUUCUCAAACGCCAACAAAAAAUGAACACUCUGUUUUACAUUUUGGGAACAAUUACUCUGAACAGAAAAUGGGAAUUAGAGGCCCUGAAAAUAUUUCAAGUAUGAAUUAUUUUGCCUCAGAUACAAGAAGUAAAAGAAUCGAUGAUGUUUCCAAACGUAGCAAUUCCACGUGUUACCAGGAUAAGAAAUAUUCUGAUUCCUCUCCAGGAAGCAAAUAUACUAAUGCUUUUCAAAAUGAAAACUAUGUGCUGGCAGAAUCAAAAAGUCCAUACUCAGCAUCCUUUCCAAAUGCAGUAUGCUUUGAAGAUGCUUCAAGAAUUCAGCCAUAUACACCUGUUCCUGAUCAGGAAUACCCUGAUGUUCCAUCAAUAGACAGAUACAUGGGUGAAACAUGUGCUCACAGUGUUUCUGAAGGAAAAUUCUUACCAACUACCCUUUCAAGAAGUAAAUACCCAGAAGAAUGCCUUGAAAGGAAAUACCUUGUUUCAGAAGGAAAAUAUCCUGAAAAUAUACCAGAAAAUAACAUUUCUUUAAGUAAGAAAUAUAUUGAAGAUACCUUAGGAAACAGACAUUCCACAAAUGCUUCAUAUUAUAAAUAUGAAGAAGCUACUUCCUGGAGUAAGACUAACAGUAAAUAUUCUCCAGAACCUCCAUUGCAGUUGUUUUCACCAACUGUUCCUGAAAAUAAAUUACCUGCUAGCUUUCAAGACAAAGAGUAUUGUGAAGAUAAUAUGCAGUCAGAAUACCCAGAAAUACCACAGUUAAGAAAGAGAAUAAGAGCAGAUGAGUGUGACUCUGAUGCAUUUGCUGUACACAAUAAUAGUGGAGAUUUGCAGAGUGGCUUAGCAGACCCUUCACCUAAAAUUCCUACAUUAGAUCAUUUGGAUCAAUUAAAGUUUGAAUUCAGAACAUCUGAAACUUCCAGUUCAAGAAGUUAUGUCCGAGUCCGGUUGGGUCCGGGUCCUCCAAAGACAGAUGGCAGUGAACAGACUAGGACUAUACCUUGGUAUUCUGAGCGAAUUCCUUAUGCUCACAGUUUUUCUUAUUCUUCAAGCUCUGCAAUAUCUCCUGCUGAAUGUUCAGAGACAUCUCAUAGCAUGGACUCUGCAAGCCCUCUCAGUAAAUCCACCGUCAAAUGGGAUAGUUCAUUAAACCUUACAGGAGAUCAUGCUUCCAACAUCUCACUUGGGAGUUCAUCAGCAUCAAGCUCCUGGCCACAUGGAUUUAAUUAACUUGAUAUGGGGCAUUGUUUUCAUAUCUUCCUCUAUUCAGUACAAAUAGCAUUCUACUGUGUCGAGCGCAAAAGUACCAACAUAUUACAAACAUACCUUGGCCUAAGUUUGCAAUGGCACUACAGGGAGGGAAAAAGGUUAAUUGAAUUUGAACAUUGAUUACUGGAUGACUUUAUAAAAUAGAUUUAAUGAUUAUUAAAGUAUAGUUUUCUUUGUUCAUAAAGGAUAUCUUUAUAUAUUUAUGAUAAAACAGGCUUCAGCAGGGGCCAACAUUGAGAAACUGCGAACUAUAAUUAAACAUCACUGUGUGAGCAAAAUAAGUUGAGAUCACAAUUGAAAAUAGCUAUAUUAGGCAUGUAUCGAUACUGAUACUGGUAUUGGGUUUUGGUCUGAUACAAUGGUCAUGUACUUGUGAAAAUGCACCAAUGCCUAUGACUGAUACUAUUGACAUGCAAAUGUGAUUGUAUGAACAUUAAAAAGCAAAAAAAACAAA